Messenger RNA from Cicer arietinum (chickpea), 1076 nucleotides. RefSeq names its product peptidyl-prolyl cis-trans isomerase CYP18-1. Gene Ontology annotation, biological process: protein folding; protein peptidyl-prolyl isomerization. Gene Ontology annotation, cellular component: catalytic step 2 spliceosome. NCBI's taxonomy places the organism in Eukaryota, Viridiplantae, Streptophyta, Magnoliopsida, Fabales, Fabaceae. The record is from RefSeq and is a predicted model, not a curated record. Gene Ontology annotation, molecular function: peptidyl-prolyl cis-trans isomerase activity.
CACCUUCACCCCUUUUCUCUCUUCAUCUUUUCACCUUCUAUCCUUAAAAUACUAUUACUCUUUUCAAUUUCAUUUAUAUAGACAUAUUUAAACAUAAAUUUGUGUGUGUGUAGAUACCCAAAUAAAUAGUGCAAAGCAAUUCCUCUUCUCUUUUCCAGAAGAAUCUAGUAGCAGCGAGCCUUCACAUUCACGUUCACAUUCACAUUCACAUUCACAUUCACAUUCACAUUCACAAUCACAUAGAUAUCUCACUUGUUUCAUUGCUGAUUUUGCAAUUUGCUCGCAACAAUCAAAUCCAAUGUCGGUUACCCUGCACACAAACCUAGGUGAUAUCAAAUGCGAAAUCUUCUGUGACGAGGUUCCUAAAACCUCCGAGAAUUUUUUAGCGUUGUGUGCGAGUGGUUUCUAUGACGGGACUAUAUUUCACCGCAAUAUCAAAGGUUUCAUGAUUCAAGGUGGAGACCCAACUGGUACUGGCAAAGGGGGGACUAGUAUAUGGGGCAAGAAAUUCAACGACGAGAUAAGAGAAUCUUUGAAGCACAAUGCAAGGGGAAUGUUGUCAAUGGCCAACAGUGGUCCAAAUACUAAUGGAAGUCAGUUCUUCAUAAGUUAUGCUAAGCAGCCACAUUUGAAUGGACUAUAUACUGUGUUCGGAAGAGUGAUUCAUGGAUUUGAAGUUCUUGAUCUCAUGGAAAAGACUCCAACAGGGGCAGGAGAUCGACCACUUGCAGAGAUAAGGCUCAAUCGUGUAACUCUACAUUCUAAUCCACUUGCUGGUUAGACUGAAUUCUACAAUUUAUGUAAAAUUGAAGUUUCUAUUUCCCAAAACAAUUGAUCUAACUUCUAAAUAGAACUCAAGGAGAAUUCUUACAUGCUGAAUUGAGUACUUGGUCACAUCUUCGAUUUUUAUUUUGGUAAAAUAGUAAAAUGUACAUGGAACAUAUUUGAGGCAAAAUUGUGUGAUGACAAGUUACUGCAGUUUGCCAACAUUGAAUACUCCUUUUGUCUUGGGUUCUUUUGUUGCCAUUCACUUUUUAAUGGAUGGUUUGUGACAUAAAUGAUAACUUUCAAGCAUA